Molecule: messenger RNA, 2174 nt
Organism: Macaca mulatta (Rhesus monkey)
Lineage: Eukaryota; Metazoa; Chordata; Mammalia; Primates; Cercopithecidae
Gene: CPT2
Product: carnitine palmitoyltransferase 2
Biological process (GO): fatty acid beta-oxidation
Cellular component (GO): mitochondrion
Molecular function (GO): carnitine O-palmitoyltransferase activity
Source: RefSeq, marked provisional
GUUCGGAGUCCUGAAGCAGUGUCCCGGGCCCUAAGGGGCGACGGCGGUGUUGUCUUUAAACUCCAGAACUACCCAUUUGCCGCGUUCUCGCCGCCGCAGGCUCCCGGGACGAUGGUGCCCCGCCUGCUGCUGCGUGCCUGGCCCCGGGGCCCUGCGGUUGGUCCGGGAGCCCCCAGUCGGCCCCUCAGCGCCGGCUCCGGGCCCGGCCAGUACCUGCAGCGCAGCAUCGUGCCCACCAUGCACUACCAGGACAGCCUGCCCAGGCUGCCUAUUCCCAAACUUGAAGACACCAUUAGGAGAUACCUCAGUGCACAGAAGCCUCUCUUGGAUGAUGGCCAGUUCAGGAAAACAGAACAAUUUUGCAAGAAUUUUGAAAAUGGGAUUGGAAAAGAACUGCACGAGCAGCUGGUUGCUCAGGACAAACAGAAUAAACAUACAAGCUACAUUUCGGGACCCUGGUUUGAUAUGUACCUAUCUGCUCGAGACUCCGUUGUUCUGAACUUUAAUCCAUUUAUGGCUUUCAAUCCUGACCCAAAAUCUGAGUAUAACGACCAGCUCACCCGGGCAACCAACAUGACUGUUUCUGCCAUCCGGUUUCUGAAGACACUCCGGGAUGGCCUUCUGGAGCCAGAAGUGUUCCAUUUGAACCCUGCAAAAAGUGACACUGACACCUUCAAGAGACUCAUACGCUUUGUGCCUUCCUCUCUGUCCUGGUAUGGGGCCUACCUAGUCAAUGCAUAUCCCCUGGAUAUGUCCCAGUAUUUUCGGCUUUUCAACUCAACUCGUUUACCCAAACCCAGUCGGGAUGAACUCUUCACUGAUGACAAGGCCAGACACCUCCUGGUCCUAAGGAAAGGAAAUUUUUAUAUCUUUGAUGUCCUGGAUCAAGAUGGGAACAUUGUGAGCCCCUCAGAAAUCCAGGCGCAUCUGAAGUACAUUCUCUCAGACAGCAGCCCCGCCCCCGAGUUUCCUCUGGCAUACCUGACCAGUGAGAACCGAGACAUCUGGGCAGAGCUCAGGCAGAAGCUGAUGAGUAGUGGCAAUGAGGAGAGCCUGAGGAAAGUGGACUCGGCUGUGUUCUGCCUCUGCCUAGAUGACUUCCCCAUUAAGGACCUUGUCCACUUGUCCCACAACAUGCUGCAUGGGGAUGGCACAAACCGCUGGUUUGAUAAAUCCUUUAACCUCAUUAUCGCCAAGGAUGGCUCUGCUGCCGUCCACUUUGAGCACUCUUGGGGUGAUGGUGUGGCAGUGCUCAGAUUUUUUAAUGAAGUAUUUAAAGACAGCACUCAGAUCCCUGCCAUCACUCCACAGAGCCAGCCAGCCACUGCUGACUCUACUGUCACUGUGCAGAAACUCAACUUCAAGCUGACUGAUGCCUUAAAGACUGGCAUCACGGCUGCUAAGGAGAAGUUUGAUGCCACCAUGAAAACCCUCACUAUCGACUGCCUCCAGUUUCAGAGGGGAGGCAAAGAAUUCCUGAAGAAGCAGAAGCUGAGUCCUGAUGCAGUUGCCCAGUUGGCCUUCCAGAUGGCCUUCCUGCGGCAGUACGGGCAGACAGUGGCCACCUAUGAGUCCUGUAGCACUGCCGCAUUCAAGCACGGCCGCACUGAGACCAUCCGUCCGGCCUCCAUCUAUACAAAAAGGUGCUCUGAGGCCUUUGUCAGGGAGCCCUCCAGGCACAGUGCUGGCGAGCUUCAACAGAUGAUGGCUGAAUGUUCCAAGUACCAUGGCCAGCUGACCAAAGAAGCAGCAAUGGGUCAGGGCUUUGACCGACAUUUGUUUGCUCUGCGGCACCUGGCAGCAGCCAAAGGGAUCAUCUUGCCUGAGCUCUACCUGGACCCUGCAUACGGGCAGAUAAACCACAAUGUCCUGUCCACGAGCACGCUGAGCAGCCCAGCAGUGAACCUUGGGGGCUUUGCCCCCGUGGUCUCUGAUGGCUUUGGUGUUGGAUAUGCUGUUCAUGGCAACUGGAUAGGCUGCAAUGUCUCUUCCUACCCAGGCCGCAAUGCCCGGGAGUUUCUCCAAUGUGUGGAGAAGGCCUUAGAAGACAUGUUUGAUGCCUUAGAAGGCAAAUCCAUCAAAAGUUAACUUCUUGGAAGAUGAAAAGCUACCAUCACUUCCUCAUCAUGAAAACUGGGAGGCUGGGCAUGGUGGCGUAUGCCUGUAAUCCCAGC